AUGGUGACCGUAUUCACCUUCCCCCUAGGAUAUAGUUUUAAUCGGGGUGGUGAUCGAAGGCCGCCGACGGUGCCACCGAUGAUGGGCUGGGGUAAUGAGUGGGACACCGGGACAGUGGGUGAGGAAUGGCAGUGGCGUUACGGCGCGACUCUUUCUUUCUGCCUUGGCCGCCUGCUUCUUCAAUAUCAGGGAAGGCGACAAGCUGAGGCGGUUUUGAUGGGGAUGGAUCCGAACCCCAGGAAGCGAGAGAGCGGCGGCACCGCCGCGGACGAGGAACAGCGGACGCGGCGGCGCGGCGAGGAGGACCCCACGGACGAGGAGGUGGAGGAGUUCUUCGCCAUCCUGCGGCGGAUCCGGGAGGCGGCGAGGCACUUGGGGGCGAGGGCGGGAGCGGCGGAUCACGGAGUGGCCAGGCCCAAGGGGCGGGGCGAAGGGGGGCCGCCGAGGUGGCAGCCGGAGUUCGUGCCGGAGGACUUCGAGCAUCCGGGAGCGGCGGAGAGCAGCGGGGAUCGGAGGGAGAGAGCGGAGAAAGAUGAGGGCGCGGGGAAGUGGAGAACGAUGAGCCCCGGCGGCGAGCGGUGCUUCGAUCUGAACGAGGAGCCCGCAGAUACAUAAUAUGCGAGGAGUCGCAGGUAAGUUCGCUUUAUAAUAAUAAUAAUAAUAAUAAUAAUAAUGUUAACAUUUGCUACAAUUUGAUGUUUAAUUCGCACCGUAUAAAAAUUUGCAGUGGGUUAGUUGAUGCGUGUAUGCGCCUCUAAGAGUUUAUCAGUGUUUCAAUACUUGAUUCCUUCUAGAUAAGUUGCUAAAUCUGUUGAGCUUGGGUUUCAUUGAAAUGGCUUUACUUUUCUGUUUAAA
Molecule: messenger RNA, 855 nt
Organism: Zingiber officinale
Lineage: Eukaryota; Viridiplantae; Streptophyta; Magnoliopsida; Zingiberales; Zingiberaceae
Exons: 2
Coding region: 1-615 (204 amino acids)
Biological process (GO): regulation of systemic acquired resistance
Source: RefSeq, a predicted model, not a curated record